GUGUGUGUCUAUCUGCUGGACGGAUACUCGAGGCUGUUAUCUGACGACCCGCCACACGAGCUGCCACAGGAGGGAAAGAUCAGGAGCAUCGUGGACCAGCUGAGUCGAUGUCAGUGUGUCGGCCUCCCUCCGUCUGAACUGCCCGAGAAAUACAGAAUCUGCCUCGCAGCUCCGCUACCGGCACAGAGAAGAGCCGUCGUCAUCCCUCUGUUGGACCAGGAGCGAGAGAACGCCAUUGCGGUCUUACUGGUGGGUUGUAACCCUUUAUCUGAACAGGAUGAAGAGCAUCUCAACAUGCUGGAGAAACAUGCCUCUGUGGCGUGUGCUCGGGUCCAGGCGGUGCAGACGCCCCACCAGAGGCCUCCUGUCAGUCCCUCUUGCAUACAGACCCACAAUGCACUGCUGCACCUCAACAUCUCAGACCAGGACUACAGCAAACUGGACCACAACAUCCUGCAGCUCUGUGGUGAGCUCUAUGACCUUGACGCGGCCUCUCUCCAGCUCAAGGUCAUCAGUUAUUUGCAGCAGAAGACUCACUCACAGUGCUGCUGUUUGCUGCUGGUGGCCGAGGACAACCACCAGCUGUUCUGCCAGGUCGUUGGAGACAAAGUCCUGGAGGAGGAGAUCAGCUUCCCGCUGAUGUUCGGACGCUUCGGUCAGGUGGUGGAGAAGAAGAAGUCCAUCACUCUGCAGGACAUCAGCGCUGAGGAGCGCCAGCAGCUGUCCCUCAUGUUGGGCUGUGAGAUCUCCUCCAUGCUGUGUGUGCCGGUGGCCAGCAGGGCGACCGGCCAGGUGGUGGCGCUAGCGUGCGCCUUCAACAAGCAGGGUGGGCAGAGACACACAGAAGCCGAUGAGCAGGCCAUCCAGCAUUGUUUCUGCUACACGUCAACAGUCCUCACGUCAACGUUGGCCUUCCAGAAGGAACAGAAGCUCAAAGUGGAAUGCCAGUCUCUUCUUCAAGUGGCCAAGAACCUGUUCACACACCUGGAUGAUGUCUCGGUACUGUUACAGGAAAUUAUCGUGGAGGCCAGAAACCUCAGUGAUGCAGAGAUUUGUUCAGUGUUCUUAUUGGAUCGAGUCAGUCAUGAGUUGGUGGCGAAGGUGUUUGACGGAGGCGUAGUCAGUGAUGAGGAGAAGGAGUUCCGGAUCCCAGCUGAUCAGGGCAUCGCGGGCCACGUGGCGACCACCGGGCAGGUCCUGAACAUCAAGGACGCGUACUCACACCCGCUGUUCUACCGCGGCGUGGACGACAGCACCGGCUUCAAGACGCGCAACAUCCUCUGCUUCCCCAUCAAGGACGAGAACAACGAGGUGAUCGGCGUGGCUGAGUUGGUGAACAAGACUAACGGGCCGUGGUUCAACCGUUUCGACGAGGACCUCGCCACGGCGUUCUCCAUCUACUGCGGGAUCAGCCUCGCCCACUCUCUGCUCUACAAGAAGGUCCACGAGGCUCAGUUCAGAUCUCACCUGGCCAACGAGAUGAUGAUGUACCACAUGAAGGUAUCAGAGGAGGAGGUCAUCAAGCUCUUGGUGCCGGGUAUCGAACCCGUGAGAGAGAUCCACCCCUGCUUCGCCGAGUUCACCUACACCCCCCGCUCACUACCCGACGACACCACGCCGCUGUGUAUCCUCAGCAUGUUUGAAGACAUGGGAUUCAUCCACAAGUACAAGAUCGACAUGAACACCCUGGCCAGGUUCUGCCUCAUGGUGAAGAAGGGCUACAGAGAUCCUCCGUACCAUAACUGGAUGCACGCCUUCUCCGUGUCUCACUUCUGCUACCUGCUCUACAAGAACCUGGGCCUGUCCAACUACCUCGAGGACAUAGAGAUCUUGGCCCUCUUCGUGUCCUGCAUGUGUCACGACCUGGACCACCGCGGCACCAACAACUCCUUCCAGGUGGCCUCGCAAUCGGUGCUGGCGGCUCUUUACAGCUCGGAGGGAUCGGUGAUGGAGAGACACCACUUCGCUCAGGCCAUCGCCAUCCUGAACACACACGGCUGCAACAUCUUCGACAAGUUCAACAGGAAGGACUACACACGCAUGCUGGAUCUGAUCCGAGACGUGAUCCUGGCCACGGACCUGGCUCACCACCUCCGCAUCUUCAAGGACCUCCAGAAGAUGGCUGACGUGGACCUCUCACAACGUCUACUCAACGUCACUGCAACGUCUGCACAACUUCUCUGGCGUCCCCUCAGUGGCUUCAACGUCUUCCCCUCACAGUGGUCUUCACACAACGUCCUCACAACGUAUUUAAUGUCACUGAAGAUGAAACGAGUCUGUUUGUUUCCACAGGAGCUGAUCUAUAAAGAGUUCUUCUCACAAGGAGACCUGGAGAAAGCCAUGGGGAACAGACCCAGUGAGAUGAUGGACAGAGAGAAAGCGUACAUCCCCGAACUGCAGAUAAGCUUCAUGGAACAUAUCGCCAUGCCCAUCUACAAGCUCCUGUCUGAGCUGCUGCCCGGCGCCACCGAGCUGUACGAGAGGGUGGUGGCCAAUCGGGAGCAGUGGACCAAAGUGUCCCACAAGUUCAGCAACCGCGGGUUGCCUAGCAACAACAGCCUGGACUUCCUGGACCAGGAGUAUGAGCUGCUGCAGGCCCAGGGCGCCUUCGGGAGCGACGACCACUGCCUCAACGGCUGCCUUGAGGAGGAGGAGGGGGGGAGGGGCCAGUGAUGUGGGCGGGGCCAGUGACGUGGGCGUGGCCGCCGGCCGGUUUCUGGAUGUCCUCCGUGGUCCAAUGAGAGGCUGACGAUACCCGAGAGGGGGCGGGAUCUCUCUGCUGUCAAUCGCUUAGAUGCUUAGGCAGGACAACGUUUUUCAGACUAACUGAGUCUUGAGACGCGGUGACCACGCGGGGUCAGAGGUCAGAAGUCAUGUCGCUCCUCGGGUCACGCAGAAGGCAGAAUGACUUUCAUCUUUUGCAGCAGCGACACUGGGAGGAUGAGUUUCUAAACCACAAGUCACACGUUCACACAGCAAGUGAUGCUGAUUACGAUUAUAAACACACGCACACACACACACACACGCACACACACACACACACAACCCGAGAGGAAACCAUUCUCAUGGAAAAAGACUUCUUCAUGACCGUGAGAUAAAGUGCUCUUCCCUCUGUAAGGUGUUUCAUGAAGGUGUGACCCCCCCCCCCCGCUGCCGCAUGCUCUGUGGACCUCGUGUUUCGUUCCUUGUCGUUUUAUCGACGGCUGAGAAGAAUUAAAUCACCGCGGUUCAUUUUUUUAAUACCAUCAUGACAGAUUUUUCUAUUUGGCUCUUUGAAAAAAAAUUAUUUGAUGAAUUGAAACGAGAGAUUUAGCGAAGUACACAGCCUUAUAACCCUCGUGUGUAUUCAUGUACUCGUCCUCAUCUUCGUCUGGAGGUCUAACGGACACAGUGACAAUCAUCAGAGCCUCCUGCACACCUGGUGCCAUCGGCUGCUCGCCACCUACAAAGGUCACGACCUCAAACGCACGCCCAGCUUACUCCUCCUCCUCCUCCUCCAGGAUCACCUCCUUUUCCUCUGGAGUUUACCGACUUCUUCGUACCCACUUCAGCUCGAGAGCGACCUGAAGCCCUUUAAGAGAUGCAUCUCACCUGUGGGUCGGAGCGCGUGGCGCGUGGCGUGGAUCUGCCUUACUGCAUCUCCGCUGCCUUUCUAGAGCUUUUAAUAUAUGAGACGAGAGUUCAGUGCGUAUGUUGUGUCUCUGUUGAAGACGUGUGAGGAGCGAAAGGUCACGACCUCCAGGAGACGUCAGAGGUCAAACUUCACUAUUUAAGUUAUAAACACCCAGCGCUGGAUAUCAGGCAGACGUCACUACGAACAGCUCUCAUGGAAGAGAGGGAGGGAGAGG
Pseudoliparis swirei is the source of this 3848-nucleotide messenger RNA. RefSeq names its product cGMP-dependent 3',5'-cyclic phosphodiesterase (gene pde2a). The transcript has 28 exons. The annotation marks the transcript as partial. The record is from RefSeq and is a predicted model, not a curated record. NCBI's taxonomy places the organism in Eukaryota, Metazoa, Chordata, Actinopteri, Perciformes, Liparidae. Gene Ontology annotation, cellular component: synaptic membrane; cytosol; nucleus. Gene Ontology annotation, molecular function: protein homodimerization activity; 3',5'-cyclic-GMP phosphodiesterase activity; 3',5'-cyclic-AMP phosphodiesterase activity. Gene Ontology annotation, biological process: cGMP catabolic process; regulation of mitochondrion organization; positive regulation of gene expression.